AUGCCCUCCCCUCCUCCAGCACACAACAGCGUCCUCCCCUCAGCGCUCAACAUCCCGCUCUUCAACAAGCUGCGCAACAAACGCAUCAUACUCGCCUCCUCCUCCCCCCGCCGUCUCGAGAUCCUCAGAGCCUAUGGAUUGGGUCCAGAAGUGGUCAAGUCGGAAUUUCCGGAGGAGUUGAACCAUGGUGAUUUCGAUAACCCGGGGGAUUAUACGGUCGCGACGGCGACGGAGAAAGUGAGUGGGAGAAGGGGAAGGGAGAGCGUGAACGAGGAGGGGUACAUGGAGUGGGGUGAAGCUGAUAUCCUCUUCUUUGGUUGGUUAGGCUAUCGAUGUGUAUUCCAAGCUGGUGCGAGAAUCACCGGACGAUCCUCCUGAUCUCGUCAUCGGAGGUCAGUCACCCACCCCUUGAAUGACAUCAUCUGCCGGUACCGUACAGUCCGAUCCGAUAAACUGAGACCACUGCUCGCGUUUGCUUUCCAACGGCUUUUGUACUCAACCGCUCUUGUUCGUGACCCAUGCAUCAUUAGCGGACACGGUCGUUGUCCUCGGCUCGGAAGCCUCGUAUUCGAUUCUGGAGAAACCGAGAUCUACGGCGGAUCAGAUGGGGAUGUUGACCGACUUUAACGGAUCCAAAGUCGACGUCAUCACCGCUGUAACAUUAGGUGGGUAGAAACACCUACAUCCCUUUCACGUCUGAUCCGAGUCGUCCUCGUUCAAAUGAAGAAGGCUCUGGACGGCCGGCUUUUCGCACCUUGGGAGUCGGAACUCAUCAAUCUGUGAUACCGCUUCAAUCUACUCAGUGCAACCCCAGCUCGCAAAUCCAGGAUAUUCGCUCCAAUCCCUGGUACAAUCUACAAAGGUGCGCAAGACCACGUGUCUGGUCUAGACUACAUGUUGAACCCGAAGACCGAUCUGUUGCUCCCCACCCCACAUUAGGUCAAUUUCGCACACAACUCACCGCAACUGAUCAAGGCCUAUGUCGAAUGCGGCGAAGGGAUAGACAGGUGCGUGUAUCUCCUCUCCAGGGUCAUUCUCGGGCAGAGACCUGAUUUGAUUGACUCUGACCGACCGCACAUUUUUCAGAGCCGGGGGGUUCGCCGUGCAAGGGUUAGGUGGCAUGCUGAUCAAAGGGAUCGAAGGCGAUUACAACAACGUCGUCGGUUUCCCUGGUCAGGUGAGUGUAUUCGAUGGUCCAGGAGUAGAACCAACGGGAGAGAAUUCUGAUCUCGGGGUCUGCAUUGACAGGCAUUUUUCGAGUGGCUGAGCACGCUCGCUGAUGAAGAGACGUUGUGUGAGAUGGAUUGA
This is a messenger RNA of Microbotryum saponariae, 1308 nucleotides long. Lineage: Eukaryota; Fungi; Basidiomycota; Microbotryomycetes; Microbotryales; Microbotryaceae. The record is from the annotation of a GenBank genome assembly.